UGCAACUGCCCGAUUCUUACUGCGCAUAUUAACUUGUACACUUUGGGAAGGGAGUGCUGCCUGGUGGAGUCAACUGCACAGUACAUUAUGUCAAUUUGUGAACAGCUGAAGAAUGGGAACAGAGGCCUGAUGACACUUCUGGGCCCACAACAAAGCAGCAGGGAGCAGAUCAUGCAUGCAGUAAGAAGUAACACUCUGGAUACAAAGCCUAAGGCACAAGGGCAAAACAAGAAGGAAAACAGAAGUAUGGAACAGGAAUUUGAAAUCAUCUCCACACAUCAGUUAACUAAUUACACUGAAGAGAGCUUCAUAGAGAAGGAUGUAAUUGGAAUGGAAAUUGAAAAACAGACAAAGUGUUCCACAGAUGGAAGAGAGGCACUUGAAGGACAGAUUACACUUCUGGAAAAUCAGAAAAAAGAGCUACUGGAGGUAAACAAGCAGUGGGACCAGCAAUUCAGGAAUAUGAAGGCGCAGUACGAACAGAAGGUUUUGCAGCUGAGACAAAGAUUGACCACUUCUCAGAGGUCCCUGGAUGAUCUGGAGACAAAAUUAGCCCAAAAGCAGAGGGAAUUUGACAAGAAACUGCUUUUUGCCAAAACAAAACUUGAAACAGCAGAAAAAAAGAAGCAGGCACUAAAUGCAGAAUUAGAUGAGUCUAAAGAACUGAACACACGCUUGAAAGAACACAAUGCUUCAGUAACCAAACAAAAGAGAUAUUAUGAACAUGAAGUAGAUCGCCUUAAUAAGAAACUGUCUGAAGCUUUGGCAAAACAGCAAGUGUCAUUCCUACAUCACAGCUUUCAAAGUGGAGAGUCUUUGAGAAAAGCAAGUUCUGAUGAGAUGAGGACCCAGAUUGAAGUCCUGAAACAUCAGGUACAAAUUUUUGAAGAAGAUUUUCAGAAAGAACGGUGUGAUCGGGAACGAAUGAAUGAGGAAAAAGAAGAUCUGAAAAAAAACAUUGAGCAUUUACAAUCCAAGUUGACUUUACUUAAAGCACAGGUUAAGAUUUAUGAGGAAGAUGUUAAAAAGGAAAAGAAAACUAAUGAUUCCAUGGAGAUGAAACUGCAGAAGCAGGUCGCAGGAUUUUCACAGCCAUCUGCUAGCCCUUUCCCACCUCUGGCAUAUCCAGCUUGUGCAACAUGCCUUAAAUAUCAGCAGCCUUUUGCAUUCCCAGUUCACUACCCAAGGCCAGCAAUGCUGAUGACACAGACAGGAAGCAGCAACUAUCAGCACCACCCAGCAGACUACCAGUGGCAUCUUCCAUGUACCAACCAGAUUUCAUGUGUUCAGCAAAAUUGUCAAAACUGCAGGUCAAAAGGUACGUCGUCACUAAAAAGAGAUCAGAAAUAGAACUUUUGGAAUAUUAACCAAUGUGAAUAUUUACUGCUGCUUGCAGAUCAUGUUCACUCUGUGCAACUGGUCUGAUAGAACUGCAUCUGGCAUACAAUAAUAAUAAUGCACAUUUUGUAUGGCUUCAAACGAUUAUCUUAUAGAGAUGGUAUUUUAUAAUGGAAAAUAUUGUGUUUUUUGUUCUGUAUCAUGAUCAAUGUGCAUAUUGAAAAACAGUUUGUUCGCAUUAAGAAUGUGCAGUUGUUUUAUUUAGUUAAUGUGUUCCAAACGCUUUUGUAUAACCAACCAGUCUUAAUAGAAACUAAAGUGCAGUGGUGUGGUAGCAACAAGUAAAUUGUCUAGUCCUGCUACUUUUCCAGAUGGACUACCCUACCUAUUUCAGCUUUCGCUUGGCUUAAGAACAUAAGAAAUGUUAGACGAAAAAAGACCAA
Callorhinchus milii (elephant shark) is the source of this 1781-nucleotide messenger RNA. RefSeq names its product TNFAIP3-interacting protein 1. The transcript is spliced from 14 exons. The record is from RefSeq and is a predicted model, not a curated record. NCBI's taxonomy places the organism in Eukaryota, Metazoa, Chordata, Chondrichthyes, Chimaeriformes, Callorhinchidae. The coding region runs from base 88 to 1350 and encodes 420 amino acids. Gene Ontology annotation, biological process: cellular response to lipopolysaccharide; regulation of transcription by RNA polymerase II.